Medicago truncatula (barrel medic) is the source of this 945-nucleotide messenger RNA. Its product is annotated as 60S ribosomal protein L18a-like protein. NCBI's taxonomy places the organism in Eukaryota, Viridiplantae, Streptophyta, Magnoliopsida, Fabales, Fabaceae. The transcript is spliced from 4 exons. The record is from RefSeq and is a predicted model, not a curated record. The coding region runs from base 243 to 533 and encodes 96 amino acids.
UUUCAUUCGUGUGUAAGCAGAAGACAAAGUACUUGUCAAAUGGUUGAAACAGAUACAAUAAAAAAAAUCGUGAGUUUCGACUUCACUGCACUUCACUGUCGUUAUUUGUUCGCUUUUCACUUCCCAUUUAUACCCCUCAAACAACCCUCACUGUUAUGUAGAGCUGAAGCACUUCUUCACAAUCCAAUUAUCCAUUUUUCUGGUUUUCCUUGCUUUCAUUUCACAGAGAGAUAAGACUCUAGAUGGCCACGGCUGACGGAAUAAAGGGCGAUUAUGCUCCUAUCUUAGAUCCAGAACACCCACCAUUGGGAAAAUUUGACAAGCCACUUCCAUGUUUUGGUUGCGGCAUUGGAUGGUUCUCUUUUCUGCUAGGAUUUGCAUGCCCAUUGACGUGGUAUUAUGCAACAAUUCUCUACUUUGGAAAUUACUAUCAUAAGGAUCCAAGGGAGCGUGCUGGACUCGCUGCUUCUGCAAUCGCUGCUCUGAUCUGCACCAUUACUGUGGUGAUAACAAUACUUGUUAUUUUCUUGUAACUUUAGAUCCGAAUAUCAAUCAACUAACCUAAAUGUAAUCAAUUAGCCACGGAAAAAAGCAAAUGAAAAUCACUUCUAAUAUCAUCAGCUUCUACACGAGGAAAGCAAGGCUUAUUCACAUGGUAGAUCAAGCUCUUGGCAUGCAAAACUAGUUCAGUUCCAUUUUAUGAGGUGCAUAAAGCUAUGUUUCUAUUCCCUUAUUAUAGGCAUGAUGUACCUAAUUAACUAGAUUCUCAUGAACCUAUUUUAGUAUGCAUGCACGUGUCUUUGGGAAUGUUAAUUAGUAGUUGCUAACUUUCUAUCAUGUAUUUGAAGGAAAAUGGAAAAAGAAAAGAUCCAUUGCUUUCUGUGUCGUGGUGUCCUUUUUUCUAAGUUUGUAUUCUACUUGGUGCCUCUUUUGUCGUUGUUAAAA